This is a messenger RNA of Aegilops tauschii subsp. strangulata, 744 nucleotides long. RefSeq lists its product as uncharacterized. NCBI's taxonomy places the organism in Eukaryota, Viridiplantae, Streptophyta, Magnoliopsida, Poales, Poaceae. The record is from RefSeq and is a predicted model, not a curated record.
AUGGGUCUGGAAUUCGAGGAUGAUUGCAGUUACUACUACCGCCUUGCAGUCACCACGCCCACGCUGCACCUUGCGUCGCCCCUCUACCUCAUCUUCGAGUUCUCCAACCGCCACCUUGACGCCAUCACGGUAGCCGCUCUGCUCCAAGCCGCCCUUGGUGGCUGCACCGCCGACUUCUUUGUCGCUCAGUGCUCCCCCCUGAUCUUCCGCUUCCAUGUGGCUUCUCCGCGAGUCGGAGAGAUCAUUCUACACCAAAAACCAAUCCGACAUCGUAACUACGCCUUCUCCUUCGCUCGCUCACUAUCUCUGCUUCCACCCACGCCUGCUGCGCCAGAUUCUUGCAUGUCGCUCGCCACCUUUCUGCAAGUUCCAGAAGACCUCUGCCUUCAUUUUGAAGGUGUGGUCUCCAUGCAACUCCGGUCGACUGUCACCAUCGACCCACGCCACAACCGCCAUGGAUGCCGCAUGUACGCUUGCGUCAUCCAAUUCCCGUUUACCCUACACGCUCAUUCCAUGGCCCUCAUCCUCGCUCGCCUCUUCGGUGGCUGCUUCUCCCACUUCAACGUUACCGACGAAGGAGACUCUUGCUUCUCUUUCACCAUUGCCAGCCCUGCGGUUGCCAACCUCAUCGCUGCCAUGGGCGAUUUCCACAAAAGAGGCAUGAUGAUCCGCUUCCCUCGUCCGUCUGCCAUGGGUGGCCCCGCGCGCUCGCUCGCUGGAAAGACCGAGUCCCCCGUGCAUUGA